GAUUAAACUGAAAGCUCUGAACAUAUUGCUAUUCACUAAACCAACUUUCAGUUAUUUGGACAACUUUCCUAAAAAUUCAUUUCUAAUUUGGAUUUGCGGGUUUCUCUUAUGUCUUCACAAAACAGUGCUCUCAAAAAUGUCAGUGUUUCGGAAAUUCGGAAGAACGUUUCAGAUGCAGAAGGAGAGAGUGCCUUGAGUGAACUGUCGACAACCAUCUCUAAUAUCGCUUCUUACAACCAGAAAUUGCGACUGUUGUUGAAGAGGGCUACUACUAGUCAACCUUCUUCAAGAAGAACUCUCAUAAAGCAGCUUCAAACUUUGAAGGAACAAUGUUUGGAAAGUGUUUUGAAAGCAGAAGAGCUUUUGAAGACUUUUUCUAUUACGGAAGAUCCUUUGGAACGUCUCCGCCGACAAAAAGUGAGCGACGACUUACAAAGGACAAUAUCUACAUUUCGUAGUCUUCUGGAAGACUUGAAGAGAUUAGAAACCAACCAAAUAAUUGCUAGUGACUCCUUGUUGCCUGUUGUCUCAAGAGUUUCUCAUUCAGUAACUGAAAAAACAGAAGCUCCUUUGCGUUCACAAGAUGUAGUUAUUCAAAUUCCUGAGGAACAGUCGAAACUUCAGUCACAGCAACAGUUACAGAAGAACAUUUCAUAUGAUUCAACAACAACAGAAUUUCUAAGGGAACGCCAGGAAGCUAUAAGAGAAAUAGAAACCUCAAUCAGCGAAGUCAAUUCUAUUUUCAAGGAUCUUGCCAUAAUGAUCAAAGAACAGGGGCUACAAGUUGAAGAGCUUGGUUCUAGCAUUGAGAAUACAGUUGUUCAGACAGAAUCAGCUGUAGACCAACUGACCAAAGCAAAAGCUCGUCGCGCAAGACGAAGGAAAAGAAUUUUUAUCUGUCUGUUAUUCCUAUUUCUUUUAUUGUUUAUGUUUGUUGCAGUUGCAGUCAGUUAAAGCACGAACCGUUUCCAAGUUAAAUAUGGAAAGAAGGUUGGCAAAUACACAAUAAUUGGACAAUGUGGUUAUGUUGGUAAUAGUCAAUGACUUGUUUAUUUUGGUUGCUUUAUUGUUGAGUAGCUUUUAAAGUUUUUAAGAUAUUGAAUGUCUCAAUGCUUUAGAUGCCUAUGGAAUUCAUUUAGGGUUUUUAUGAUAGCAGUUUGUUGAACGAUU
This is a messenger RNA of Galdieria sulphuraria, 1170 nucleotides long. Its product is annotated as syntaxin isoform 1. NCBI's taxonomy places the organism in Eukaryota, Rhodophyta, Bangiophyceae, Galdieriales, Galdieriaceae. Gene Ontology annotation, molecular function: SNAP receptor activity; SNARE binding. Gene Ontology annotation, biological process: vesicle-mediated transport; vesicle fusion; intracellular protein transport. The record is from RefSeq and is a predicted model, not a curated record. The transcript is spliced from 2 exons. Gene Ontology annotation, cellular component: SNARE complex; endomembrane system; membrane. The coding region runs from base 109 to 954 and encodes 281 amino acids.